ACGGCCGAGCGGAACCAGCCGCCAGCUGCUCUGAUUGGUCGAGGCCCAGCGAGGCUCCAGGAUAAAACGGACGCUCAGACCUGCAACACAUCAUCGCAAUCAUCAUGGGCUUCCUGUGGAUCGUGUCCUGCUUCGCCUUCAUCGGCGCCGCCUACGGCUGCGGUGUUCCCGCCAUCCCCCCCCGUAUCACCGGAUACGCUCGAAUCGUCAACGGUGAGGAGGCAGUGCCCCACUCGUGGCCUUGGCAGGUGUCUCUCCAGCAAUCCAAUGGCUUCCACUUCUGUGGAGGAUCUCUGAUCAACGAGAACUGGGUGGUGACUGCUGCUCACUGCAACGUCAUGACCUACCACCGAGUCGUUGCCGGAGAACACGACAGGAGUCCCAGCUCUGCUGAGAACGUGCAGGUGCUGAGUCCGGCCAAGGUGUUCACGCACCCCGACUGGAACCCCAGAACCAUCAACAAUGACAUUGCCCUCAUCAAGCUGGCGACGCCCGCCCGCCUGGGCACCAACGUGUCCCCCGUCUGCCUGGCUGGGUCCACGGACAACUACCCGGCUGGCAUGACCUGCGUCACCACCGGCUGGGGUCUGCUCCGCUACAGCGACGCCAACACUCCCACUAAGCUGCAGCAGGCAGCUCUGCCCAUCCUGUCAAACCAGCAGUGCAAAAACAACUGGGGCAGCAACAUCACCGACAAGAUGAUCUGUGCCGGAGGAGCCGGAGCCUCUUCCUGCAUGGGUGACUCUGGGGGUCCUCUGGUGUGUCAGAAGGACAAUGAGUGGAAUCUGGUUGGUAUUGUGUCCUGGGGAAGCAGCAUGUGCUCAACCUCCACUCCAGCCGUCUAUGCUCGCGUCACUGAGCUCCGCGGCUGGGUCGACCAGAUCCUCGCCUCCAGUUAGACGCUGGGAGGCUGCCUGACGCCCACGGCCCCACACCGGCUGCCCCGGCAGUCUAAAUGUGAAAAUUAAUUAAAAAGUGGAUUAUUGUAGA
Betta splendens (Siamese fighting fish) is the source of this 990-nucleotide messenger RNA. Its product is annotated as chymotrypsin B-like. Gene Ontology annotation, biological process: proteolysis. The record is from RefSeq and is a predicted model, not a curated record. Gene Ontology annotation, molecular function: serine-type endopeptidase activity. The coding region runs from base 105 to 899 and encodes 264 amino acids. Lineage: Eukaryota; Metazoa; Chordata; Actinopteri; Anabantiformes; Osphronemidae. The transcript is spliced from 7 exons.